This is a messenger RNA of Nothobranchius furzeri (turquoise killifish), 3112 nucleotides long. It is a transcript of the gene zdhhc3b, whose product is annotated as zinc finger DHHC-type palmitoyltransferase 3b. Lineage: Eukaryota; Metazoa; Chordata; Actinopteri; Cyprinodontiformes; Nothobranchiidae. The record is from RefSeq and is a predicted model, not a curated record. Gene Ontology annotation, molecular function: palmitoyltransferase activity.
AAAACUCAGGGCCAACACGCCCGGCUAAAGGACUUCCUGGUUAGAUAGCCAUUGGUUUUCGACAGGUUUUCGCUGAGCUAUUUUUGGAUGUUAUUGAGCUGGAAGCAUCGAAACUGGUUCCGAGGACCACCUCCUGUAAUUAGCACACAAAUGAAAAAAAUAUCACCUCGUUGAGGCGGUGGCGAAAGCGGGAGCCGUUAAGAGCCGCUCACCGGAUGUUGCUGCGGCUAGCUUGGAAGCUUGGAUAAAGCUAACGAACAUCAGGACUGGUGCUGCCACUUUGGUGCGUUUAUUUUCCCCACAAAAGCUCGAAACUACGAGAUAUUUGUUUUCGAAGACAGAUAACCAAGAGAGUCAACUUCCUGGUAGGAACAAUUUCUUCAAAUACUUCUCAAGUAAAUACAGCGCAGCCACCCCUUCUAUUUAUUUAUACAGUAUGCGGCUGGAGCCACGGGCGGUGUAGGAUGAAGAGCCCGGCUCACCGCAACAGAGACAUCGAGCGGCAACCUGGCUACCUGAAGCCCGAACACUGCGCUCCUCCCCCGCCCCGCAGCAGCUCGGACACCAUGUGGUUCAUCCGCGACGGCUGUGGCAUCACGUGUGGCAUCAUCACCUGGCUCCUGGUCUUCUACGCCGAGUUCGUUGUGGUGUUCGUCAUGCUGCUGCCAGCCAAGAACGUGGUCUACAGUCUCUUCAACGGCGUGCUCUUCAACGGCCUUGCCUUCCUCGCUCUGGCCUCUCAUGCCAAGGCGAUGUGCACAGACCCGGGAGCUGUGCCUAAAGGGAAUGCAACCAAAGAAUUCAUCGAAAGCCUGCAGCUCAAACCGGGUCAGGUGGUCUACAAGUGCCCUAAGUGCUGCAGCAUAAAGCCCGACCGAGCUCACCACUGCAGUGUCUGUAAACGCUGCAUUAAAAAGAUGGACCACCACUGUCCCUGGGUGAACAACUGCGUCGGAGAAAACAACCAGAAAUACUUUGUGCUCUUCACUAUGUACAUUGCAUUAAUAUCCUUCCACGCGUUAAUUUUGGUAGCCUUCCACUUCUUUUUCUGCUUUGAAGAAGACUGGUCAAAGUGCAGCGGCUUCUCUCCACCAGCAACGGUCAUCCUCCUCAUCCUCCUCAGCUUCGAGGGUCUCCUCUUCCUCAUCUUCACUGCAGUCAUGUUUGGGACUCAGGUCCACUCCAUCUGUACUGAUGAAACGGGUAUCGAGCAGCUGAAGAAGGAGGAGAGAAGAUGGGCCAAAAGGUCCAAAUGGAUGAACAUGAAGGUGGUGUUCGGCCACCCGUUCUCCGUCGCUUGGCUCAGCCCGUUUGCAACUCCCGAUCAUGGAAAGGCCGACGUGUACCAGUACAUAGUGUGAGCGCUGGACGCUAUGCUGCUGCAGAAGCAGCUCGAUCUCCUGUGACUCGGACACAAACUCAUUGAAACCACUUCAUUUUAUCUCCUUUGUGACUUAUGGAUAUUUCCCUUCUUGGUGCUGAACGAGAUUGUGCAAGAGCAAAAGAAAAGCUCAGGAUGAGCUAGAACAACUCGAGUGGCACCUUCAAGAGUUGGAAAUGGGAAAAUCCUGACUGAGCUGUUUCUGCUGCAGUACGUCUGAUCAUUUCCUCCCUAAUGGGAUUAAAAAUACCAGCAGAAGGUUUUUGUUCCAGGUGCUGAGAUGGAUGCCUGGUUUUGUCUUCCUGCAACCACUGUCAUUGUCUUCUCUUAAAACGUGCCGUUUGUGUUUUUCUGCUGAAUGCUGCAGGUGAGUUGCCUUAGAGCAGCCCAUUAACGAGUAGCACAUCAGAUUAAAAAAAAACAGAUGUUUCUAUUUAUUGCCUUAACGUAACGGUCCAGGUUAUUGCUGGUUUAAUCUAAAGAGAAGUUGUUGCAACUUUAAUUAAUAGAUGGAAUUAUGUUAUGCUACCCUAACCCUUCAUCUGGCGAGUUGUAAAAUCAGAACAAAUCCCAUACAGCUGAGACAUUCCCAAUCAGUCCGAUGAAAGAUUUUCCUUAAAAAAUAACAAUUUCCUUUAUGUAAUACUGCUGAUGUAAAGCUUUACAAAGAGAUGUUUUAAGAUCAACUAUUUCUUUGGACAGAAGCUGUUCAGAAAGGUGUUUAUAUUGGCUAAGGCUAACAUUUUAUAACUUUUACACAAGGACAUUUUAAAAUGGCAAAAAGAAAACGCAGUUAUAAACCCAACCUACUUUUCUUUUUUUGAAAAUAAUCAAUUUGUUUCUUUCAAGUCACACAAAGCAUGAUGCUGUACUGCUUUUAACUAAAAAGUCUUUAAACCAAUUUUCCUUCACGGUUACGAGCAACAUCCAACAGCUGUACCCUGAACAGUCUCUAGCUAAAAGGAUUUGUCCAUCAGAUGCUGAGCACAUAAGAAAUCUUAAGGAUUAUAGUUGAAAACAUUAAACCUUAUUUUAAAAAAUUUUAAAUUCCUUUUUGUACGAUUGAACCCAAAAAGUAACGCUUCUGUUGCUAAAAGGCUUUUGCAUGUCUAGAUGUUUCUGUUUUAGCGUUCAAACCAGCAGCCUCCUGUGAUUCUUUGCUUGAUGACUUUCACCAGCUAUGAUGGAAACGCACCCCCUCUCCGAAUUUACCAACCCCUAACUUUAAUCCACUCGCUCUCUCGGCUGAUGGCGUUUGCUCGUGGAUAAUCCAGUUUGUCACGGUCGUCGUGAGCUUGGCUGAAAAAGGAAAAGAAGAAAGCCCUUACAGGAAAAACCAUUGAGUCAUGAUCAGGAUGUUCAAGGCCUGAAAAACUAGAAAGACUUGUUAAGGCUUCAGUUUUUAUAAGUUUGUGUGAGACACUUCAGAGUAUUGAACACAAAAAAAUGCCUGUGCCCUUGUGUUUGAAUGCCUUAACGUGUUUUAGAAAAACAAGAUUGAUAUCCGUGUUGCCAAUCUGGAGUGCUUAAAGAAAAGACUGGUCAAGAAUCACACCUUCUUCUCUUUCAGGCAUUUAAAUGGUUUUAUUUUUAUAAUGUUCACUGGGUUUUGGAGAUGCAUCAGGUUUACAGGAACAGCUUUUCUCUCGAGCUGUGAUCAAGUUUGAAACUGUACAUUUUUCUGUAUAAUUGUGUUAAUGGGGAAAUCAAUAAAUCUGCAUAAACAUUAAA